GUAAGAACGGGGCUCGCUAAAGCUCCAAACAAGGAAGCAACAACGACACGUGAUCACGUGAAUGCCGUCAUCCAGCGUUGGAGAGCUGAGCAAGAGCAAGUCGAAGCCUACUUUUCAUCUAUUCCAAUUCCUCUGCACAAUCACGAUUCCAAAUGCCAUCACAAACCGCUCCUCAAUUCUCUCACAACGACACUACAGCUUCACCGAAAAUGGCAAUCCAGCAGCGAACUUCCGGCAUCUUCAGCCGCAUCCAAAGCCUGGUGGACAACUACAUUGUCACCCCUUCGGCGCGCGAGAAGUAUUACAGCAAUAUCAGUACAUUUGCACAUGAACAACCUCUUCUUUUCACCUUCCUCCUCUCCCAACUCAUCCUCUCAUUCACCCCCAUCGCACUCUUCCUCUCCUUCUCCCUCGGCGUCCUCUUCCUCUCGCUCAUCACCGCUCUCCUCUUCUCACUCUUCUGGAUCGGCGUCGCGCUCCUGGUCCUCGUACCUACGCUCUUCAUUACCGUCAGCCUCGCGAUCGUGGUCUGGAUCUGGGCUGUGAGCAGCUUCCUGAUCGCGAGAUGGGUGUAUAAUGUUGUGCCCGUUAGUGUGAGGGGACAGACGGAGGUUGCGCUGCCGAAUGGGAAGACGGCGGUGGUGGAGAAGACGGGGGAGGGGUAUGGGGAUGUCAAGGGUGAGGUUAGGGGUUAGGUUGGCGAAUAAUGAAUUGGGGUUGGGAUUGAAUGGGGACUGGGUUGGGCUUAGGAAGGCGUGGAAUUGAUACCAAUGGCGUUUACGGGUGGAAUGGAACAUAGGACAAAAUGGCUAUACUCAAGGCGAAAGGGCAUUGAGGGAAAUGGAGGAUACCAUGCGUAAUAAGAAGGAAUACAGGACAGGACAGCCAUGAAAUGUCUAUAGAUACGGAUGAUAAUGACCAAUCGAAUAUGAAUGUUUAAUGACAAACACUUCUAGGAACAGAUAAUAUCUCACUCGUCACAGUCAUCACUCAAAGUAAUAGUGCGUUUAGAAACACAAUAUACACGCACGUACGCACAGAGUCCUGAGUGUGUAGUGAUAAUCCAAGGGAUUGUUAUCUAUGAGUUAUUGUUGACUUGUGUU
This is a messenger RNA of Cadophora gregata, 1103 nucleotides long. RefSeq lists its product as uncharacterized. Lineage: Eukaryota; Fungi; Ascomycota; Leotiomycetes; Helotiales; Ploettnerulaceae. The coding region runs from base 153 to 695 and encodes 180 amino acids. The transcript has 3 exons. The record is from RefSeq and is a predicted model, not a curated record.